AUGAGGAUUUUGUCCAGGCUACACGCAUGUGCCGGAGCCACCUUUCUACUCUUCUUGUACUUCAUUUGGCUGCAGUAUUCAACCUACAUUGACAACAGCACACAGGCAAAUUGGCCAGGCAAGGCACAUCGAAUUGUUGUCUUUGGAGACGACUGGUCUGACACUGGCAAUUAUCGCGUUUCUCCACCACCUCAGUCGUGGGUCGGUACCCGAGAUCCUGAUCGAGGUGAAGUCUGGGUUGAAACAUUAUGCAAAGAGCUCACUUGCGAUACCAUCGAUAACUUUGCACGCUCCCUACCAGAGACCGCAUCGGCUGGGUCCAUGGUUGACGCGGAUGUCUCCGCGCAAGCAACUAGCAGGAAUAGCAACGAUGGCAUAGUGACCUCAUUCGACUUCAAGACACAAGUGCGACAGUUUCUCACAUACGAUAAAGGAAGUCGUUACAUCCCAAAGCGCUUCCGACGAGUCGAUCAGCGGACUGUUUUCACAGUCUUCUUCGGCCUGUGGGAUCUACUAGAGUAUCCAGAUCUACACGUGGAAUUUGCAAUGCGGGCCAUUGAGAAUAGUCUCACGGCACUGUUCCAGAAUCUCGAUGUUCUUGCAGAUCACGCCACCGUUCCGAUCAAGGUCGUUAUCCCUAGUAUGCUAGAUGUUACCUUCCUCCCACGCUUCCAAUCACGAAAAAACGCCACGCAAGAGCAUUUUGCGGAGAAGCAGCACCACCUGGUCUUUUUAUGGGCCUAUUGGAACAAUGUCUUGUUUCAACGUGCGACUCAAUGGACGAAGGGCAAAGUUUUCAUGCCUGACCUUAAUACUUUGAUUAUGGAUCAGGUCAGGGCCAAACAACUACACUCCAGACAUAUCUCGGAUGCAUCCGGUAGUAGCGAACAAGCCUCCCUCUUCGAAUUUGUUGAACAGCCCUGUCUAUCAUCAAAACGGGGUAGCAGUGUAACCGAUCUGCAAGCAGCCGCCAUCGAGAAGUGCUUGGACCCAGCUCUGCACUUAUUUUGGGACGACUUACAUCUCAGCGGUACCGCCCAUCGUCAAAUCGGAAGACACGCCGCAAACCUCAUCCGCACCAAUCAAACUGUGAAUCCCGAGCGAGCAACGAAUGGCUCCGCAACCAACGCGAGUUUCGACGGACAAGAGGGAGAGGGUUUCAAUCUGAAAUUGCCGCCUGGCUAUUAG
Messenger RNA from Cucurbitaria berberidis CBS 394.84, 1188 nucleotides. RefSeq lists its product as uncharacterized. Gene Ontology annotation, molecular function: hydrolase activity, acting on ester bonds. Bases 1 to 1188 code for a protein of 395 amino acids. The transcript has 3 exons. Lineage: Eukaryota; Fungi; Ascomycota; Dothideomycetes; Pleosporales; Cucurbitariaceae. The record is from RefSeq and is a predicted model, not a curated record.